Striga hermonthica is the source of this 1629-nucleotide messenger RNA. Lineage: Eukaryota; Viridiplantae; Streptophyta; Magnoliopsida; Lamiales; Orobanchaceae. The record is from the annotation of a GenBank genome assembly.
AUGGCUACAACAAUUCCAGUGGCAAGAGGCGCUGUUUAUGGUCGCUUACCUCUCAUUCAUCGCUCUCAGUUGCCUAUUUCUACUGUGAGCACACCGACACGGAAGCUCAACUUGAAAUAUGGCACCACUAAGUUUUCCCUCUUUGCCAGAUAUUCACAGUCGCAGGACCUUUUCACCAGCCGUCUUCAAGAUAGUAUUCAGAACUUGCCCAGUCUUUUGGAGGAUAUUGUUCAGACAUCUAUAAAAACUGGUCCUCGUGGAGCACUAAGACUGGCUCAAGGCAUCCAAGCAGUUGUAGGUGUUGGUAGCGAGUGGUUGGCUGAUGCUUCUAAGGCUGCAAGUUCAUCUGGUGGAUUUGCUGCUGACUUGCAGCUUGGAUUACUGUCACCUGUUUACUUAAGGAAGUUAUUCGAACGCAUGGGGGCCACAUACAUCAAAUUAGGUCAGUUCAUAGCAUCUGCACCGACAUUAUUUCCUCAAGAGUAUGUUGAGGAGUUUCAGUACUGUUUCGACAGAGCUCCUUCGGUUCCAUUCGAAGAGAUUCAAGAAAUCUUAGGUAAGGAGUUACGCCAGCCCAUUGACUCUGUGUUUGAGUAUGUGGAACCAACACCUAUAGCCUCUGCUUCCAUAGCACAGGUACAUGGCGCUAGAUUGAGGGGCAGUCAAGAGGAUGUAGUUAUUAAGGUGCUAAAACCCGGUAUAGAAGAUAUACUUGUGGCAGACUUGAACUUUGUGUAUAUUGUUGCACGCAUCUUGGAAUUCUUGAGUCCUGACCUAAGCCGAACAUCUCUGGUUGCUAUAAUCAAAGAUAUAAGAGAGUCGAUGCUUGAAGAAGUUGACUUUAAGAAAGAGGCUACAAAUGUUGAGGCCUUCAGGAGAUAUUUGGAUGCAAUGGGACUCACAAGGCAAGCUAUGGCACCAAAAGUGUAUCAAGAGUACAGUAGCAGACGGAUUCUUACAAUGGAAAGGCUUUAUGGUGUCCCUCUCACGGACUUGAACUCCAUCAACUCGCUUGUUCCAAAUCCGGAGAAUAGUCUUAUAACUGCCUUAAAUGUCUGGUUUGGUAGUCUGCUUGCUUGUGAAACCUUCCAUGCAGAUGUACAUGCUGGCAAUCUGUGGUUGCUCCGUGAUGGUCGCAUUGGGUUCCUCGACUUCGGAAUUGUGGGGAGAAUUUCGCCAAAAACAUGGAGUGCUAUGGAAGUAUUUCUGCAAUCACUCGCAACUGAAGAAUACGAGUCGAUGGCUUCUUCCUUGAUCGAUAUGGGUGCUACAAAUCAAAAUAUAGACUCUCAGGCCUUUGCAAGGGAUCUUGAAAAGAUAUUCUCCUCAAUUCAGGAUCUUGAUACCGAAAUAGUUGUUGCUACGGCAAGGGAACCUAAUACAAAUUCAACUGCAGUUGCUGCAAAUGUUGUUUUUGAUGAGAGACAAAUGAAUGUACUAUUUCUAGAUGUGGUUCGUGUUAGUGAAUCAUACGGUUUGAGAUUCCCUCGGGAGUUUGCACUCCUCAUGAAGCAACUACUUUAUUUCGACCGAUACACACGGCUGUUGGCUCCCAAUUUGAACAUGCUGAGGGACCAGAGGAUUAACAUUUCUCCAAACCAAAGGAGGAGACGAAAUAUCUAUCAGUGA